Fomitiporia mediterranea MF3/22 is the source of this 853-nucleotide messenger RNA. Its product is annotated as 5-formyltetrahydrofolate cyclo-ligase. Lineage: Eukaryota; Fungi; Basidiomycota; Agaricomycetes; Hymenochaetales; Hymenochaetaceae. Bases 1 to 690 code for a protein of 229 amino acids. Gene Ontology annotation, molecular function: 5-formyltetrahydrofolate cyclo-ligase activity. Gene Ontology annotation, cellular component: mitochondrion. The transcript has 6 exons. Gene Ontology annotation, biological process: tetrahydrofolate interconversion; folic acid-containing compound biosynthetic process. The record is from RefSeq and is a predicted model, not a curated record.
AUGCAAACGUCCAAAUCACUUAUGCAAACGUCAAAAAAGGCUCUGCGCCAAGGAGUCUCCCAAACUCUUCGUGAUGUUCCCCAAUCCCAAGUGCAACUUCAAUCAGAGGCCGUCAUCCGACAUCUCUUCGCCUCGGAGAAUUUUAAACGUAGCAAGACAGUCAGCUGUUACCUUAGCAUGAAAGGGGAAAUCGAUACGAGUGAGAUUGUCCGCGAAAUCCUACGAGCAGGAAAGUCGCUUUUUGUUCCCAAGAUCGCCAACCGAAAAGAAAAUAGGAUGGACUUUCUCCAGGUAUACAGCCUAGAGGAUCUCGACUCGCUCCCGAGCGGAGUCUGGGGAAUCAAGGAACCAGACGCGGAAUUUGAAGGACGCAGGAGAGCGAAUGUAUUUGAUAGCAACAUUGAGCCCCUGGAUAUGAUUCUAGUACCAGGAGUCGCUUUCGAUACCAAAAUGUCUCGUCUUGGACAUGGAAAAGGAUACUAUGACUAUUUUAUAAACAAUUAUACGAGAACCAGACCUAAGCCUGUUUUAUUAGCGCUUUCUCUCCGAGAACAAAUUGUGCCUAUAGGAGAGAUACCUAUGGCGGAACACGAUCGGAGGAUGGACGCUAUUGUGACUCCCGACGGGUUGAUCCGUAAUAAAACCGAGGUGCACCGACAGGUUCCUGAAGUGGGUCGAAUAGCAGCGUAGAUAUGGACUCCGCAGAAGGUCAUGCUGCGAAUGGCCUUGUCCCUGAUAAUCCGUCGAGUUCAGCAGAGUCUCGCGUUGAAUUACCUGUUUUCUGUGUUAGUAUGUGGACUGCUCAACCGUCCAUCGAUCUGUUGUGGGUAUUAGAAAUACUAGUAUCUUAUUG